GAAACCAACUUCACUGAGCCACAGGAUUCAGAAGUCCCCCAAUCUCAAAAAAUUAGGGUUUCCUCCACAAAGAAAAAUCUCAAUCGAUCAUGCCGAAGAACAAGGGAAAGGGAGGAAAGAAUCGCAAGAGAGGUAAGAAUGAAGCCGAUGACGAAAAAAGAGAACUCGUUUUCAAAGAAGACGGUCAAGAAUACGCUCAGGUUCUCCGUAUGUUAGGUAACGGUCGUUGUGAAGCGAUGUGCAUCGACGGAACUAAACGUCUCUGUCAUAUCCGUGGUAAGAUGCACAAGAAAGUUUGGAUCGCCGCCGGCGAUAUCAUCCUCGUCGGACUCCGUGAUUAUCAGGAUGAUAAGGCUGACGUCAUCCUUAAAUAUAUGCCUGAUGAAGCUCGUCUUCUUAAGGCUUAUGGUGAGCUUCCUGAUAAUACCAGACUUAAUGAAGGUAUUGGUGGUGGUCUUGAUGAAGAAGAUGACGCCACUGCUAAUGAUUACAUCGAGUUUGAAGAUGAGGAUAUUGAUAAGAUUUAAUUGAACCUUCUUUUGUAGUUGGAGUUUCAAUUUUUAUUAUAUGACGAUGAUCAUAAUGACGAUGUGUAAUGUUGAGAGAUUUAUUAUUGAGGUGUUUUAAUUAAUUAUGUUUUACUGUGAGAUAUGGUUAUGAUCUUGUGGCUAAUUUGAAUGGAUAAUAAUGAUAGAUUGAAAGCUUGUUAUUUUUAGUUUAUUUGGUGUUUUAUAGAAUCAAAGUGUAUCCGACUAGAUGCCAUCCUAUGUAACAUUCAAUUAAUAAUUCAUUUUCACAUAUUUUGAUUGGUGUUGA
Cicer arietinum (chickpea) is the source of this 816-nucleotide messenger RNA. RefSeq names its product eukaryotic translation initiation factor 1A. The record is from RefSeq and is a predicted model, not a curated record. Gene Ontology annotation, molecular function: translation initiation factor activity; RNA binding. Gene Ontology annotation, biological process: translational initiation. Lineage: Eukaryota; Viridiplantae; Streptophyta; Magnoliopsida; Fabales; Fabaceae.